AACGCUGAAACAGUUCUAAGCUGUAUGUCGAAAUUUCGGAAGAUGUCGUGGAUUGGGUAUUGACGUGGAGUAGUUUGUGUUGUAUCUUUAAGUGUCAUAUUGCAAAGUAAUAAUGUACGCUUUGAAACGGGAUAAAAAGGAAGAGGAAGACGGUGGCAGUGGAAAUCUAUUUAAUAAUUUGGAGAAAACAGCAGUUCUCCAAGAAGCUAGGACUUUUAACGAAACUCCUUUGAAUCCCAGAAAAUGUGCACAUAUUUUGACUAAAGUUAUCUAUCUCCUCAAUCAGGGAGAACAGUUGGGUACUGUUGAAGCAACUGAAGCAUUUUUUGCUAUGACCAAAUUGUUCCAAUCGAAUGAUCCCAUUCUUCGUCGUCUAGUUUACCUGUGCAUCAAAGAGUUGGCUGAAAUAGCUGAAGAUGUGAUAAUUGUAACUAGCAGCUUGACUAAAGAUAUGACUGGCAAGGAAGAUCAAUAUAGGCCUGCUGCAAUUAGAGCUCUGUGUACCAUUACUGAUGGUGGUAUGCUGCAAGCUAUAGAGAGGUAUAUGAAGCAGGCAAUCGUUGAUAAAAAUAGUUCUGUAUCAAGUGCUGCUUUGGUGUCAUCAUUACAUCUGAUGCAGUCAAGUCCAGAUGUAGUGAAAAGAUGGGUGAAUGAAGCUCAGGAAGCUGUGAAUUCUGAUAAUGUUAUGGUUCAGUAUCACGCCAUGGGAUUACUUUAUCAAAUCAGAAAAAAUGAUAAACUAGCUAUCUCCAAACUUCUCACAAAAUAUACUAGGAAAUCCUUGAAAUCUCCAUAUGCAGUAUGUCUGUUGAUUCGAAUAGCGUGUAAACUAAUUGAAGAUGAUGAAGCUGGACCAGAAAGUCCUCACUUUGAUUUCAUAGAGAGCUGCUUGCGACAUAAAAGUGAAAUGGUUAUAUAUGAGGCAGCUCAUGCUAUAGUCAACAUGAAAUCUACUACUCCCAGGGAACUGGCUCCUGCUGUGUCUGUCUUGCAAUUAUUUUGUGCAUCACCUAAGCCUACAUUAAGGUUUGCCGCUGUCAAGACAUUAAACAAGGUAGCAAUGACUCAUCCAAAUGCCGUAACAGCAUGCAACAUUGAUCUAGAAAACCUUAUAACAGAUUCAAACCGUAAUAUUGCAACACUAGCUAUUACUACAUUACUGAAAACUGGCAGCGAAAGCAGUGUGGAUAGACUAAUGAAACAGAUCACUUCAUUUAUGUCGGAAAUUUCGGAUGAAUUUAAGGUUGUAGUCGUGCAGUCUAUAAGAUCAUUGUGUCAGAAGUUUCCUCGGAAACAUAAUGUAAUGAUGAACUUCCUGUCUGGUAUAUUACGAGAUGAAGGAGGCUUUGAAUACAAGAAGGCAAUUGUUGAUACAAUCAUAAAUGUAAUUGAAGAUAGUCCAGAAGGGAAAGAAGCCGGUUUAGCUCACCUUUGUGAAUUCAUUGAAGACUGUGAACACACCUCUUUAGGCGUUAAAGUAUUAUAUCUGUUGGGAAAAGAAGGUCCAAAAACAUCUCAGCCGGGCAAAUAUAUUCGAUAUAUUUACAACAGAUUAAUUCUUGAGAAUGCUCCAGUGAGAGCAGCGGCUGUUAGCUCAUUAGCCAAGUUUGGUGCUCACUGUGAGGAACUUCUUCCAAAUGUUACAGUUUUACUUCAGCGUAGCCUUUUAGACACUGACGAUGAAGUGCGUGACAGAGCAACAUAUUACUUGAACAUCUUAAAUGAGAAACAAAAAGGCCUUUAUUCACAGUAUAUUCUAAAUGGUUUGCAGGUAUCAAUUGUAGGUCUGGAAAAAGCUCUUCAUCAAUAUACUCUUGAACCUUCUGAGGCGCCUUUUGACAUAAAGAGUGUUCCACUUGCUACUCAACCAUUAACUUCAGAAGAAAAGAAAACAGAAGUACCAGUUAUUGGUAAAUCUAAAGAAAAAGUUGCUGCAUCUCGGCAAGAUAUAUUUGCUGAACAAUUAGCUGCUGUUCCUGAGCUUGUUGCUCUAAAUUUGGGUCCAUUAUUCAAGUCAUCACUUCCCAUCGAACUUACAGAAUCUGAAACAGAAUUUGUAGUGAGAUGCAUAAAACAUACAUUUACUAAUCACAUUGUACUUCAGUUUGAUUGUACAAAUACAUUAUCAGAUCAAGUUUUAGAAAAUGUGUAUGUCCAAGUUGAACCAAGUGAUGGAUUUGAAGUAGUCUGUUAUGUUCCUUGUUUAAAACUUCAAUAUAGUAUACCUGGAACAACUUAUGCUUGCGUGAGCCUACCUACAGAUCCUCUUGUAGUUAUUGGUACAUUUGGCAAUACUUUAAAAUAUCUAGUAAAAGACUGUGAUCCAAAUAGUGGUGAGACAGAUGAUGAUGAAGGCUAUGAAGAUGAAUAUGUGUUAGAAGAUUUGGACAUUUUAUUAAGCGAUCACAUGCAGAAAGUUUUAAAAACAAACUUCAGUGCAGCAUGGGAAGAAGUCACUGCCAAAAAUGAACUCGAAGAUACCUAUGCUUUUAAUUUAAAAACACUUGAAGAAGCAAUUAAGAACAUUUUACAUUACCUGGGAAUGCAGCCAUGUGAACGGUCCGACAAAGUGCCAGAGAACAAGAGUUCACAUGUCCUUUAUCUGUCCGGUGUCUAUCGUGGAGGACACACUGUUCUAGUGAGAGCAAAAUUGGCUCUACGUGCUGAAACCGAAGGAGUAACUAUGAACAUUGCAGUGAGGAGUACUGAUCCUAAUGUCAGUGAAGUAGUGGCAUCAAUCAUAGGAUAAUUAUUUGUUUCAUGGUAUAAAGUGUACAUUUUUUGCAACAGAAGCCGACAACCAAAGUGUCGGGACUAUAUGUAUUUGUUAAUGAUGAAUAUCAUAUGUAUUUUAUAUAUUUUCUUUCCUGGCACCAUCAGUCAGAUCCGUAUUCGGAGCCUCAAUCAUCCUGUCUUCCUUUUCUUGUGAUUUGUUUUUCAGCAACCAUUAAUGCUCAUUCUGGCAAUUUUGCAUUUUUACACAUCUUAGCAGUUUUAAUUCAGUUUUUACACAAAGUUAGCCCUCAGUUUUAAGCUAGUUUUGUUUAAAAAUGUUUGGUUUUAAAAGGCUGGUUGUAUAUUAAGAAUAUACUCUGAAUUUAAUCGCUUCAACUUGUGCAAUAGGAAUUGAAACUAAUUUUAAUCAUUUUUCAAAUUUUUUGUUAAAUUGUGAAAUUUUUUAUUUUAUAUAUUUUUAUAACUGCAAAUUGCUAGGUAAUAUUUUUUCGCUAAUUAAAAUUUGUUCUAAUAAAAAUUAUUUGUAUUUCUCUUGUAGAGAUUAUUCAACUUUUGUGUGCGAGUAAUUAUUUAUUCUAAAUAAUUAAAUUUAAAAGGCUCUGAUUCGUACUGUGGUUAAAAUAGUUUUUAUAGUAAUUUCACCUUAGUUUGAGUAUUUUGGGAAGACAUUUCUGAACAUUUAUCAGAUAUGAUAUGGAAAAGGUAAUUUUUGUAAUUUUCUCGAAAAAAUUUAUAUAAAUAUAUAUCAUUCCAUACCACUCAUCAACUUCUGUUUCAUUAUUGUUCAAAUAAAAAUAUUAGCUAUUUUCAUUGUA
This is a messenger RNA of Stegodyphus dumicola, 3551 nucleotides long. It is a transcript of the gene gammaCOP, whose product is annotated as coat protein (coatomer) gamma. Gene Ontology annotation, biological process: protein secretion; organelle transport along microtubule; intra-Golgi vesicle-mediated transport. The record is from RefSeq and is a predicted model, not a curated record. Lineage: Eukaryota; Metazoa; Arthropoda; Arachnida; Araneae; Eresidae. Gene Ontology annotation, molecular function: structural molecule activity. Gene Ontology annotation, cellular component: endoplasmic reticulum-Golgi intermediate compartment; COPI vesicle coat; Golgi membrane.